Messenger RNA from Lethenteron reissneri (Far Eastern brook lamprey), 2930 nucleotides. Its product is annotated as fibrillin-1-like. The record is from RefSeq and is a predicted model, not a curated record. Lineage: Eukaryota; Metazoa; Chordata; Hyperoartia; Petromyzontiformes; Petromyzontidae. Gene Ontology annotation, molecular function: calcium ion binding.
UUUCAAACGCUUAUUGCUCUCUGGUCUUGAAGAAAUCUGACAAUUUUUCUUGGUAGGGCAGAGCACGCGGAGAACUCCGAUUUGAACAUUUGCGGAGAGAAGACUCGACAGGAAUCAGCCACAUGGCGUGGUCAAGGAGUCUGCGUCUGUUCGCCUCCGUGUGCUUGUGUCUCGGUGUUGCGGUGGAAUGCCACCUGCGUCCCGAUGGGAGAGGAGUCUGCUCUCGGAACACCACGACUAUCAUGUCUUACUUGUCGACCGGGACCUUGACAUCCAGGAUCAUGUACAGAAUCACCCGCAUCACUGACUACCAGUGCUGCUUGGGGUGGUUUGAGAGCGGGGACGAGUGCCCGAUAUUCGGCUGCAUGAACGAGUGUCUGAACGGCGGCUCUUGCAUCAGUAACAACACCUGCGCCUGCAUGCCUGGCUACACGGGAGGCGCGUGCGAAAACGAUCUGGAUGAGUGCACGAGCGGCCAGCAUUGGUGCGAGCAAGGCUGCUCCAACACCAUCGGCUCGUUCGUGUGCACCUGUGAUCCGGGCUACUACCUGGGCGACGACCGGAGCACUUGUGUUGACAUUGACGAGUGCGCCGUCUCCAACGGGAACUGCAGCGAGAUCUGCCUGAAUUUCAUCGGCGCGUUCCGGUGCGAUUGCCGAUCCGGAUACGCCCUCGCGGACGACGGCUACAACUGCACAGAUAUAGACGAAUGCCUGGACGGCAACGGUUUCUGUCAAAUGAUCUGCCGGAACACCGCGGGCUCCUACGCGUGCGCCUGCGAUCCUGGGUUUUUCCUACAGACUGACAACAGCACGUGCGCAGAUGUGAACGAGUGCAACGCCGCCAAUGGAGGUUGUGCGGAGUUUUGUACCAACACAUACGGCUCAUAUCACUGUUCGUGCAAACCAGGCACCGAGCUGGAAGCCAACAACCGUCUCUGCAAAGACAUUGACGAAUGCGCCGUGAACAACGGAGGCUGCGGGCAGAACUGCAAAAACACGGCAGGCAGCUUCGAGUGCGCCUGCAAUCCGGGCUACGCGAUGAUGUUCAACUCGGUCACGUGCUUGCCCUGCGGCGGUAAUUAUUCGGCACUGGAGGGAAGUCUUUCCUCGCCGGGCUACCCGUACGUGGGCUUCGGCACAAGCGAGCCUUGCGUGUGGAACAUCAGCGCACCCGACGUGUACAACCGCGUGAACCUCACCUGCCUCUCCGUGCGGUUCAACGACGUGGGCACGUGCGACCUGGGUUUCGUGAGGGUGACCUCGCUGCCGUCAAGCACCCGGACCUGGUGCUCCACCCCGGCGUCCCCCUUCUUCGGUGGCAAGAGCAUGCUCCUGGAAUACUUUAACAACGCCACGGGCCCUGACACGGGCUUCCACUGCCACUACGCAGCCGCCUACAAAAAGACGCUCAUCAUGACGCCGGCCCGAGCCAACGUUGUCUCGCCCAACGACGCCGCGGGGUUUUACGUCAACAACGCGAAUCACACGUACGUCGUGCAGGCCGCCAGCACCAGCCGCAUCUGCCUGGAGUUCCUCAGCUUCAGCCUGGAGAGCACCUCCGACUGCAGCAAGGACUACGUGGCCGUGUACGACGGUGAACUGGCCACCGCUCCCCAGAUCGGCAAGUUCUGCGGGAACUCGAUCCCGGCCAAAGUCAACUCGAGCGCCAAUGGGAUGGUCAUCUCGUUCAUCUCAGACGGAGACACAGUGGACCGUGGCUUCAGUGGCAUCUACACCGCAAAGUCUGCAUUGAAUUUUGUCUGCUGAGAAGAUCUGUUCCACCAAUGUUCCGGGCAUCUUAUCCUACAUUUUUUCUGAUCAUCUCUUCUGCUUCCUAUUUAAAAAGCAUGCUGCUUGUGUCUUGUUAGUUCACUGCUUACUCUUUGGUUCUUUCGGUAAAGUCACGUAGGUAGAAAAAUAACAGAUCAAGAUGGUUUGCUGUGGUUGUCCCACCUGGUGACGAUUGCUUGUGUUGCGAUCGAAACGUCUUUGAUCUAUUAUUUUUCUAACUACGUGACUUUACCGAAAGAACCAAAGAGUAUGGAUUCCUGCAGUCACGAAAGCUUCAAAUCAAGAUUAUUUCACUGCUUGCCUAACCGAACUGUUCAUAAAAAAAACCCACUAUGCAUUUAGAAAACUAAAUAAAUAAACAGACCUCCGUUUGUCUCUCCACAAUCAGAUUAAGAUAAUUAUUUAUUUCAUCAGCAUCAACAAGUGGGCAUCAUAUGGGCCAAUUUUAUCCGACAUUAUAUGUAUAAACCAUGAUUCUCUCAACUGAUGGUCCACUGGUCACGUGCGGCCCACCAAGAUAUUUGGCCCAACAAGACCGAGCGGAUAAGUGAGCUGUCGACAAGUGGCAGGGAUUGCUGGUCACGUGUACAGAUUGUAUGACAUCACAACCCCGCGUGACGUCGUAGCGUACGACCACGUGACUAGCCAGUAUGGCGCACGUGUGAUAACGGGACUGGAACCUCCUUCAGCAGUCCAGCGGUGCUACCUACACCAGCACAGGCGGAUUGUAUUACGUGGCCCACCGGCAAAAUAUAUAUAUACUUAAAUAUCCUCGGUAUAAACGAAUUGUAGGGACUGGUUUUAAUCUUCUGGGUCUCAUCGGCAGAUUUUGGUUUGUCAAAACGAAUGCUGUAAGUCAUGGGUUCCCGGAUGCUGUUGGCAAGAGCACUGCCAUCUACACAAUCGGGUCCUGUUCAACGCAAUAAAAGCAACUGGAUAACAAUUGAUUGUGUUGUUGUAGAACAAUAUGGGUUAUAAAAUACACAAGACCUCCAUUUGUGUCGCCACAAUAGUGUGCUACAACAGCAUAAAAGAGUGUCGUGUGGAUUGCUUUAUAAAUAAACGUGUCCGUCUGUUAUGUACGUGAAUUAUAAAUGUACAGUAUAUAUAAUGUAAAGAGUUGAGAGAGAAUUAAUA